AUGUUAUUCCUUUUCUUAUUUUCCUAUUUCCACUCGAAAGAAUCCGUAUUGGCAUUCUCCCCUGUGGACUCUUCCAAGUCAAUAUUUACUCAGGAAGGAAUCGUUGUUUAUUCUGGCGAAAGAGUGUCCCUCCUCGCCCUCGGAAGUAACCUAACAUCAAAGAAAAUUUGGUUCACUGAGCACAAUCGGACAGUCCAGUCUGAAUGUACAGACUUUUCCGUCCAUUCCUCCCCAGAAGCCGGUCUUUGUUUCAGUUCUGAGAACUGUAUUGCUUUCUCUGUGGACACAUUCCGUCCAGAAACGACAUAUUUUGGGUGUCUAUGCGACAACCUGACACACAAGUGUACUCAUUUAGGCAGUUCUCCUAUGCUUACUAUUCUGGUGAGACAACAUGCCCCUGCUGUCUUUCCACUGUGGCUCAAAAUAAUGAUUGUGGUCAUUGGAUUCUUCUUUACUGGCCUGUUCAGUGGCCUUAAUCUUGGACUUAUGUCUUUGGGACUGACUGAAUUGCAGAUUAUCGAAGAUUCGGGGACUCCCACAGAACGGAAAUAUGCCCAGGCUAUCAAACCCAUUAGAAAACGUGGAAAUCUGCUUCUCUGUACAAUUCUGUUCGGAAAUGUGCUGGUCAACACGACAAUCACUAUUCUCCUUGACGAUAUUGUGGGGUCAGGGGCCAUAGCUGUUGUGGCUUCCACUCUGGGCAUCGUCAUUCUUGGGGAAAUCAUUCCUCAGGCUGUUUGUUCUCGGCACAGUCUGAAAGUUGGUGCCAAAACCAUAUGGAUCACCAUAUUCUUUAUUUUUGUGACUUUUCCACUCUCGUUUCCAAUUUCGUUCAUUCUGACCAAAUGUUUGGGGGAGGAAAUCGGUCAGACAUUUUCGCGGGAGAAGUUGAUAGCCCUGAUCAGGAUAACAGUCCAAAAGAACGACCCGAAGAGGAGUGAUGCGAUGAAUAUAAUCGCAGGGGCACUGGAAAUGUGCAAAAAGAACGUAAAGGACGUGAUGACACUGAUCGAUGACGUCUUCAUGCUGAACUAUGACUCUAUCCUCAACUUUGAGACAAUGUCGGGGAUAAUGCAGAAGGGGUUCACCAGGAUUCCCAUCUACCAGGACACCAAGAGCAACAUUGUGGCAAUCCUCAACGUGAAGGAUCUGACCUUCGUUGGGCCGGACGACUCGAUUCCUUUGCGGACAAUCUGCAACUUUUACCGUCGGACUAUAAUGAGUGUGUUGGAACAGAUAUCAUUGGAGACUAUGCUCAAGGACUUCCUAACAGGGCGGUCCCACAUGGCCAUUGUGAGGAGGGAGGUGGGUGUUGGGGAGUAUGAGGUGACUGGACUCAUCACCCUCGAGGAUAUUAUUGAAGAGAUCCUUCAGGCUGAAAUUGUGGACGAGACCGACUCGAUCAGUUGUGUUGCUGUCGAUAUAUUUGGGCCUAAAUUCAUUUCUGACUCCGUGCUUCGUCGGCUACUAAAACAGAGUCCUGUGGUCAAUCUGAAUGUCAUUUCUUCCCCCGACAUGUACACCGAUCCCGACUCUCGAUUUAUCUACCGCUUUAACGAGGCAGCGGAUUAUUUCGUGCUUCUCCUCCAAGGUCGGUGUAUAGUAUGUGUGGGCAAGGAGAAGCUCUUCUUCGACGCAGGAGCCUUUACGUAUUUCGGAAUCAAGGCCAUCAAAAGUCUCAUUUCUUGUCUACGUAUAGGCGAGAGGAUAUCUGUGUGCAAACGACGACGACCCACCGUGGAUAUGUUUCCCAUUCCGCUUAGAGAGUCGUUUAUUUCUGACUUUUCUCUGCAAGCCAUGACGGAUGUGCAGUACAUCAAAAUUACUGCUGCCGACUACACCAAUGCCUGUCGGGCUACUGCCCUCGAGAUGCAGAAUACUUGUGAUGCCCCCUUGCUUGAGUAUAUUGAAGAUUCCAAUUUAACAUCCUAA
Molecule: messenger RNA, 1932 nt
Organism: Octopus sinensis (East Asian common octopus)
Lineage: Eukaryota; Metazoa; Mollusca; Cephalopoda; Octopoda; Octopodidae
Product: metal transporter CNNM4-like
Exons: 2
Coding region: 1-1932 (643 amino acids)
Biological process (GO): magnesium ion homeostasis; transport
Cellular component (GO): plasma membrane
Molecular function (GO): transmembrane transporter activity
Source: RefSeq, a predicted model, not a curated record